UGAUCCUCCCCCUGGUCCUGUCCUCCAUUAUGGUCGACAUGGAGAGCCACUACCGGCCACCGUCCCCCCUGGAGGAUUCGGUGCUGGGCAGCCCGCUGUGUGAGGACUUCAUUGGGGGCAUGGAUGAACUGCAGGAUAUCCCCCAGUACAUCGACGGUGACGCCCUCAGCUCCUUGGACGUCCCUGAGUACCAGUCCCAGUCGAGUAACGGCUCAGAAGGAUCCACCGUUCUAGGUAAGAUAGAUAUACACUCACCAGAUAGUUUAUUAGGUACACCCAUCUAGUACCGGGUUGGACCCCCCUUUGCCUCCAGAACAGCUUGAAUUAUUUGGGGCAUUCUUCAAGUUGUCGGAAACGUUCCACAAGGAUGUUGGUCCAUGCUGGCAUCACCCAGUUGCUGCAGAUUGGACGGUGGUACAUUCAUGCUGCAAACAGCCCGUUCUAGCUCAUUCCAAAGAUACUCUAUUUUCCACUCUUCAAUUGUUCAGUGUUGGUGAUCACGUGCCCACUGGAGCCGCUUCUUCUUGUUUUUAGCUAAUAGGAGUGGAACCCGGUGUGGUCAUCUGCUGCGAUAGCCCAUCUGUGACAAGGAUCGAUGAGUUGUGCGUUCCGUGAUGCCGUUCUGCACACCACUGUACUGUGCAGUUAUUUGUUUGUGGCCCACCUGUUAGCUUGCACGAUUCUUGCCGUUCUCCUUCGACCUCUCUCGUCAACGAGCUGUUUUCGCCCACAGGACUGCCGCUGACUGGAUGUUUUUUUUUCUUUUUUCGCACCAUUCUUGGUAAACCGUAGACACUGUCGUGUAUGAAAAGCCCAGGAUGGCGGCCAUUUCUGAGGUACUGGAUCCGGCACACCUGGCACCGACAAUCAUUCAGUCGCUCAUUUUCCCAUUUUAACGUUCAAUCGAACAGUAACUGAAUGCCUCGAUGCCUGUCUGCCUGCUUGCUUUAUAUAACACGCCACGGCCACAUGACUCACUGUCUGUAGGAGCAAUCCAUUUUUGUGAAGGGGGUGGUGUACCUAAUAAACUGUCUGGUGAGUGUAUACUUUAUUAGUCCAAACAAGAUGGAAAUGUGUUUUCAUCCAACCCCCCGAUAUACACACAACACACAUUAGGUUGGAGCACCCAAUGAGCAGUUUAGGGGGUUAUUUCCUUGCUCAAGGGAACAUCGGUGGUUGCCAGCUCACUCCCCGACAGAUCCACAGAUACACUCCACAGAACUGGGCGUUACGGAAGAGUGGCCAGAAAAAAAGCCAUUGCUUAAAGAAAAAAAAUAAGCAAACACGUUUGGUGUUCGCCAAAAGGCAUGUGGGAGACUCCUCAAACAUAUGGAAGAAGGUACUCUGGUCAGAUGAGACGCUAUGUCUGGCGCAAACACAACACCUCUCAUCACCCCGAGAACACCAUCCCCAUAGUGAAGCAUGGUGGUGGCAGCAUCAUGCUGUGGGGAUGUUUUUCAUCGGCAGGGACUGGGAACCUGGUCCGAAUUGAAGGAAUGAUGGAUGGCGCUAAAUACAGGGAAAUUCUUGAGGGAAACCUGUUUCAUUCUUCCAGAGAUUUGAGACUGGGACGGAGGUUCACCUUCCAGCAGGACAAUGACCCUAAGCAUACUGCUGAAGCAACACUUUAGUGGUUUAAGGGGAAACAUUUAAAUGUCUUGGAAUGGCCUAGUCAAAGCCCAGACCUUUGGGGGAGGGUGAAUAAUUCUGCACGCUCAAGUUUUCAGUUUUUUUGUCUUAUUUCUUGUUUGUUUCACAAGAAAAAAUUUUUUGCAACUUCAAAGUGGUAGGCAUGUCAUGUAAAUCAAAUGAUACAAACUCCCCAAAAAUAAAUUUUAAUUCCAGGUUGUAAGGCAACAAAAUAGGAAAAAUGCCAAGGGGGGUGAAUACUUUCACCUAAAUCAACCAUUUAUCGGAUCAUCAAGAACUUCAAGGAGAGAGGUUCAAUUGUUGUGAAGAAGGCGUCAGGGCGCCGAAGAAAGUCCAGCAAGCGCCAGGACCGUCUCCUAAAGUUGAUUCAGCUGCGGGAUCGGGGUACCACCAGUGCAGAGCUUGCUCAGGAAUGACAGCAGGCAGGUGUGAGUGCAUCUGCACGCACAGUGAGGUGAAGACUUUUGGAGGAUGGCCUGGUGUCAAGAAGUGCAGCAAAGAAGCCACUUCUCUCCAGGAAAAACACCAGGGACAGACUGAUAUUCUGCAAAAGGUACAGGGAUUGGACUGCUGAGGACUGGGGUAAAGUCAUUUUCUCUGAUGAAUCCCCUUUCCGAUUGUUUGGGGCAUCCGGAAAACACCUUGUCCGAAGAAGACAAGGUGAGCGCUACCAUCAGUCCUGUGUCAUGCCAACAGUAAAGCGUCCUGAGACCAUUCAUGUGUGGGGUUGCUUCUCAGCCAAGGGAGUGGGCUCACAAUUUUGCCUAAGAACACAGCCAUGAAUAAAGAAUGGUACCAACACAUCCUCCGAGAGCAACUUCUCCCAACCAUCCAAGAACAGGUUGGUGACGACCAAUGCCUUUUCCAGCAUGAUGGAGCACCUUGCCAUAAGGCAAAAGUGAUUACUAAGUGGUUUGGGGAACAAAACAUUGAAAUGUAGGGUCCAUGGCCAGGAAACUCCCCAGACCUUAAUCCCAUUGAGAACUUGUGGUCGAUCCUCAAGAGGCGGGUGGACAAACAAAAACCCACAAAUUCUGACAAACUCAAAGCAUUGAUUAUGCAAGAAUGGGCUGCCAUCAAUCAGGAUGUGGCCCAGAAGUUAAUUGACAGCAUGCCAGGGCAGAUUGCAGAGGUCUUGAAAAAGAAGGGUCAACAUUGCAAAUAUUGACUCUUUGCAUAAACUUAAUGUAAUUGUCAAUAAAAGCCUUUGACAGUUAUGGAAUGCUGUAAUUAUACUUCAGUAUACCAUAGUAACAUCUGACAAAAAUAUCUCAUAACACUGAAGCAGCGAACUUUGUGAAGACCAAUACUUGUGUCAUUCUCAAAACUUUUGACCAUGACUGUAGAUCAGGGUUUCUCAAACUCUGUCUUGGGACCCCAAGAGGUGUGGUUUUUGCCGUAGCACUACACAGCUGAUUCAAAUAAUCAUCAAGCUUUGAACAUUUGAAUCAGCUGUGCAGCUCUUGGUGUCCCCAGGACAGAGUUUGGGAAACCCUGCUGUAGAUGACCAGCAGGGUCAAAUAAUAAUCACUGUGAUUAUAGAGGGUGCAACAGGUCAGCACCUCAGGAAUUGGCUUUUCAUAACCGAGUAUUCAGAGGUUGAGACAGCAGGUGCAGUAGAGAGAGAGACAGACAAGGUAGCACGACUAGUGAACAGGUUAGAAUUCCAUAGCUACAGGCAGAACAGCAGAAACUUGAUCAGCAGCACAACCAGGUGGACUCGGACAGCCAGUAGUUGUUAGGCCAGGUCAUCCUGAGGCAUGGUCCUAGGGAGGAGAAGGUCUUUAUUGCCACAUGCACUUAUGUAAGCAUGUACAAUUCAGCGCUGACAUGCUUGAAGUUAAAUAAACAUAACUACAGACCACUUAAACUGGUACAAUACUUCCACUCAUGGGGGGUGGCCAAAAUUAACUAGUUGAAAGCCUUUUCGAGUGAAUUGUGUCGUUACCACACAUGACUGAAUUUGUUAGUGACAGAAACAUGGUUGUUGAAUUCAUUCAUUUCCAGUCCUGUGGACUUCGCCAAGUUCUUACUCUAAAUUUAUGACAAUACAUUACACAUAUCAUAAGGCCUUACUUUGACAACCAGGUUUUACCCUAACCAGUGGUGUUAGGAACCUCCUGGUUUGCCAACACAUGGCUAACCUUUGUUUAACCAUGUGUUUGGAGUAGGCUAUGUUAAAGUUUACACUUCAUCUUCCAAUUACAGACGUAGGAUCUUAAUUUGAGCCAGUUUGCUAAAGCAAGAAAAUAAUCCUGCAGAAAAAGUAAAUGUGAAUUAUUAUGUGGAUUGUAAUUCAUGAGCAUUGUUGUUGGGGUUGAUACAUGGGGCGGCGCACAAUUGGCCCAGCGUCGUCCAGGGUAGGGGAGGGAAUGGCCGGCAGGGAUGUAGCUCAGUAGAGCAUGGUGUUUGCAACGCCAGGGUUGUGGGUUCGUUUCCCACGGGGGGCCAGUAUGAAAAAUAUAAUAUAAUGUAUGCACUAACUGUAAGUCGCUCUGGAUAAGAGCGUCUGCUAAAUGACUAAAAUGUAAUGUAAAUGUAAAUGUAAAUGUUUGCAAAGUGAUGUGUAAUUCCUACUGGAAUCCAGCCGGAGUUAGGACAGCCAACAGUUGGAAUUUUUAUUAACCCGCAACUUGCAUUCCGAAUAACUGAGAGGGUUAGAAAGAGUGAUAAUGGAGACUACCUAAACCAUUUAAACUGGAACAACCAUUUCAGUAACAAUUACAAUACAUCUAACUAACUGAUUGGAUUAGUUUAGAAACAAAUUAUGUUAUUUAUCUUUGUGGAGCAUAAGAUCAAUCAAUCAAUGUACAGACAAAAACAAUCCCCGAGAUGCAUAGAGCUAGAAGAGAAUGAUCGAGAUGAGAGACGACGAUAGAGAUGAUCUCUAUAGAGAUAGAGAGAGAGAGAUAGCAGAGAGAGACGGAGAGGAGAGCGACUACUAGCCGCGACUACGCUCUUCUCUCUAGAGCGCGAGAGAAGAGAUCCCCGAGUAUAGAGAAUACUCUCUCUACGAGACGAGCGCUCGCUCUAGAGCUCGCUCUAUGCUCUCUCUCUCUCUCUGCUCUCUCUAUCUCUCUCUCUGCUCUUCGCUCCUCUCCUCUCUCUCUCUCUCUCUUCCUCUCUCUCUCUCGCUUCUCUCUCUGCUCUUCUCCUCUCUUCUCUGCUCUCUCUCUCUCUCUCUCCUCUCUCUCGCUCUCUCUCGACUCGCUGCUCUCCUCUCCUCUCUCUCGUCUCUCUCCUCUGCUCUUCUUCUCUCUCCUCUCUCUCCUCUCUCUCUCUCUCUCUUCCUCUCUCUCUCUCUCGCUCUCUCGCCUCUCUCUCUCUCCUCUGCACUCUUGCUCUCUCUCUCUCUCUCUCUCUCGUCGAGAAGCGAGUAUAGAGAGAGAGAAACAAUUCUCUUCCUGGUUUUUUUUUUUUGUAGAGUAUGGUGUGUGUCACGUGCAGCUGGUCGAAUAUGUAUCCCUGUUUUGGCUUCUCUCACCCAACUCAUGUGGGAUGACUUAGUGCUGCUCUAUUUUGCACCAUCCCUGGAAUGCUGGUGUGUUUGUAUUCAGGUAACAAGAAAGAUACAGUGUGGUCCUCUGUAGCUCAGCUGGUAGAGCACGGCGCUUGUAACGCCAAGGUAGUGGGUUCGAUCCCCGGGACCACCCAUACACAAAAAAAAAUGUAUGCACGCAUGACUGUAAGUCGCUUUGGAUAAAAGCGUCUGCUAAAUGGCAUAUUAGUAUUAUUAUAUUAUUAGUAUUAUUAUUAUACAGUGUGUGUAUCAUGGGCCAAUAUUUGACUCAUCCCCUGAAUUUAGAAGUGUUGCUCAUCCACUUUUAGUGGUGUGUAUGACGGUCUCUACGUAUUUAUAGAGAUGUAAUGGAACACAUAUUACAUGUGCUCUUCCUCUGUGUUGGGCCAAAGGCAUGAGACACCAGUGACUUUCCACUGGUACUCAUAUUCUGCCAGCUAGGGCAAAGAACCUGCACAGUCGAGACACUAAUAGGAAUGUCUCCAGGUUUAUUCGUUUAUUCGUUAUAAGUAUGUGUGUCUGUUAUCUGGGCAUGAGUUUAUUAAUGUGCCUGCCUGCAUGUGUGUGUGUACGUGUGUGUUGUCUGUGCAUGCAUAAGUGUGUUUAUUCAUGUGUACUUUGUGUGUUCUCCAGAUGCUCUGACCCCAGCCUCCAGCCCGUCGUCAGGGGGGUAUGGGGCGGCUGCAGGGCUGGAGGAGUUCUCCUCCACCUCUCUCAACCUGGAGUGUCGGGUGUGUGCCGACCGCGCCUCCGGAUACCACUACGGAGUUCACGCCUGUGAGGGCUGCAAGGUGAGAGUGACCAGCCAUCACACACACACACACACACACGCACAUAUGCAGAGCAUGCACAAACACACACACACACACACACACACACGUGCACGCACACACAUUAAUAUAUGCAUACAUACACACACACCUGGUCAGAGUGCACUCUAACACAUAUUGUACAACAAGGACACUGGUGUGGAUGCUUUCUUGGUUAAUUAUUAAUGGGCCUGUUGAAGAGAAACCCAAGGCUUAUGUGUUUUGUCACAAGUCACUGGAGGACAGAGCAGAUCUUAAUGUGCCACUAGAUGACACUGUAAGAUAAUGUAGUUUUGGUGUAAUUAUGACCCACAUACCACUAACCACUAAGGAAGCAUAUCCCAGUCUUUAGUUGUGACCCAAAAGGAAGUGGUCAAUGUGCUACAUUGCUACUGUAUUACUUCUUAGCCUUUGAAUGGUAAUGGCAAAAAAAUUUAAAUGAAUAGAUUUGCUGGAGAACUUUCCUGUAAUUAAGGAAAUGUCUAACUUGUAGUCAUGUAGGAGGUUUAAAAAGGCUUCAAAAGUUUGUAAUUUCCACUAAAACAUUUGACUUGAUUUUCCCUUACGGAAAAUGUAUCAACCCCAACAACAAUGCUCAUGAAUUAUAAUUACAUAAUAAUUCACAUUUACUUUUUCUGCAGGAUUAUUUUCUUGCUUUAGCAAACUGGCUCAAAUUAAGAUCCUACGUCUGUAAUUGGAAGAUGAAGUGUAAACUUUAACAUAGCCUACUCCAAACACAUGGUUAAACAAAGGUUAGCCAUGUGUUGGCAAAAAUGAAUGUCCAGGUCAAGAAAGCUUACAAGCAGCCAGCAGCACUUGCUGCGACUGGUACUUGCGGGUGCUUUUUCAAAGCCAAUGUCAGAUACUCCAGUGAUUGUAAUUAACUCCAAUGAGUGUAAUUUACACAAUAUUAGGAGUUGAGAAAUAAAGUUGCCAUCAUUCGAAAUAAGAUAUUCUCCUCUUUUCUACUGUAGGUAUGUAAUUCAUUUAUUCUGUUUUUGCUAGCGAUAUUCAUAAAACAUUCGAAAUAUUUUCGGGGACCCCUGCAGUACCUCCGCGGGACCCCAGGUUGAAUAACCCUGCCCCAAGGAGAAGAGUCAAUUCUCACCCUGCUAUGAAAGUCAGGCAAAGAUAGUGGGUUUUCAUCCACUACAUUUCCUACAUACUCUUUCACCCUGAAUGUAUGGGUGAUGUCUUCUGGAUCCCUGGCCAGCCCAUCUAUCCCUGUGCCAGGACUGUCUGAGUAUGGAUGUCACAUAGCGAAGUUGGCGGUGCUUUCAGUCACUCCUUCCCCUCAUGUCAACAUACUGUUACACUGAGUUCCAGAUGGCAGGGCCACAGCAGAGAACGGGCUACAGUGUAUCCUACCCUGCCCAGACUGGACCUGGCUCAGGGCUGCUGGAGGCUAGAGUGGACAUUUUACUGAACUAGUUAAGCAUAGCUGUCCCAGAUUAGAACUUCAGCUAUGUGUGCUACGUGGUCCAUGGAGCAGGCCUGGUAUGGGGCCAUAAACCAGAGGUCGCAGUUGCUCUGACAGUGAACUCUGUGAACCUUCCUCUUGACCAAUCAGAGGGGCAGCACGGAGAGGGCCGGUGUGGCAUGGAGACAUACUGAAGGGCAUAGCUAGAUACACAAACAUACAGUACAUAACACACGUACAAUACAUACACACACAGAUAUUUAGAACCUAUGAGGAAAUUCAGAAUGAUUCAGAACUGUAAGUUCGGAUCCUGGAUGCUGAUAGGCUAAAACAGCAUUCCAGCUGUCCCCUCUCUGAUGUCACAUACCUACGUGUGCCCCGCUCCUCAGCUGUGUGGUCACCUGAGAGUCACGGGAGGGGAGAGGAGGGGACUGACCCCUGGAUAGGACGACGGACAGCAACACGAGACAGGCUUGGCAUGAGGCCGUUGUGUCUGACAGCCAUUCUGCCCUUGCCUCAUGUCAUCCUCGAGGGGUGUGUGUGUACGUGCAUGCCAUGUGCAGGGACACAUUAAGGAGAUCUUUCACAAGAAUGGGGAGAUGAAUGUCUUGGGAUGGGGGCGGCUGAAUAUGUUCUUCUUAAGCAAUUCCCUGUCCAUUUCACUACGAUCAGUCUGGACAUACACUGUUGUUUGUCAGGGUUGUGUAAUAUAAGUGAAAUCCCAUUUAGUCGUGAUAAGCAUGAAUGUCCAGACUGAUAGUGUCAUGCUCCAGUCAUUGGGUCCAUUCUCUGUAUUUCACUUUUUUAACAGAGAAAGUGGCUGUUGGGUGAUUGGAGGUUUCCUAGUGUCAUGUUCUAGGCCAGGACACUGCCAUCACUUCGCUGAUAAAUAGCUGAGAUUGAGAGAGUCUUAGAUGACGGAACACAUUUAAUAAUGUUUGCAGUUGAGAGAUAUCAAGAUACCAGGUAUGAACUGACAAUAGUCUUCUUUUAUCAAGUCACUAUAGUGUAUGUGGUUGAGUUACCCUACUGAGUCGAGGCCGAGUUUUUUCAUGUGUGCAGUCUAUUGGGUCUCGACCUGAACAUUUAUCUCUCUCCUCUUUCUGUCCCUGCAGGGUUUCUUUCGGCGGACCAUCCGCCUCAAGCUGGAAUAUGACAAGUGUGAGCGCCGCUGUAAAAUACAGAAGAAGAACCGUAACAAGUGCCAAUACUGCCGCUUCCAGAAGUGCCUGUCUGUGGGCAUGUCCCACAACGGUGAGGAACACAGACAUAGCCAGAGCCCUGAGUACUGUUUACUGCAUACAGCACAACCUGCCAGCAGCAACCAGAGAGGAGCACACACACACACACACACACACAUACGCAUUUGCACGUAGACAUAUGCACACAUACACGUACGCCAUUCAAACCCACACUCUUGAGGAACCGGGAGUUGCAAUUUUACACCACAUCAACAUAUACGGUUGCUUUUCAAGACUAAUGAGAGUAGGUAAUCAUUUGAGAGACAGCCGUGAAUACUACAAUUAUCAUUACACUUUUUAAUUUUUUCACAUUUGCAUCAUUUCAUAUUUUGCUGUAUCCAGACAAAAACGAUGCAGAACUGCAAUUGAUGCAUAAGUCUCUCUGCCUAUAUGUGGUGGUGUCUAUGCAGACUCUCUGUGGUGUUUCAUUGUGAAGGUCAGUAAAACUAUAAGGUGGGGUUGUAUUGCGUUAGCUGAACCCUCUCACCCUUUAGCUGUUGAUGUGUGAACAGAGAGACAUGCAGUGGGAGUCUCAGCCUGGGCCUGCCGGUCAUGUGACCAGAGCUGUAUCUGCACUGGGUUAGGCUGUACAGUACAUUAGCCCCACUGAUCAAUGAGCUGACCUAGUUGAGAAUUGAAGGUCAUUUAGACUGAUAGAGAGCUUUGCAGGGUAGCGGAGGCGGUCUUUCAAUAGGAUACAUUACUAGUGCAACAGUGUAAAAAAUCGUAAAACAGAUUUCGCUGUCCAGAAAAAAUCACAGACAUGCACCCUCAUACAGUGAGGGAAAAAAGUAUUUGAUCCCCUGUUGAUUUUGUACGUUUGCCCACUGACAAAGAAAUGAUCAGUCUAUAAUUUUAAUGAUAGGUUUAUUUGAACAGUGAGAGACAGAAUAACAACAACAAAAAUCCAGAAAAACGCAUGUCAAAAAUGUUAUAAAUUGAUUUGCAUUUUAAUGAGGGAAAUAAGUAUUUGACCCCCUCUCAAUCAGAAAGAUUUCUGGCUCCCAGGUGUCUUUUAUACAGGUAACGAGCUGAGAUUAGGAGCACACUCUUAAAGUGAGUGCUCCUAAUCUCAGUUUGUUACCUGUAUAAAAGACACCUGUCCACAGAAGCAAUCAAUCAAUCAGAUUCAAAACUCUCCACCAUGGCCAAGACCAAAGAGCUCUCCAAGGAUGUCAGGGACAAGAUUGUAGACCUACACAAGGCUGGAAUGGGCUACAAGACCAUCGCCAAGCAGCUUGGUGAGAAGGUGACAACAGUUGGUGCGAUUAUUCGCAAAUGGAAGAAACACAAAAGAACUGUCAAUCUCCCUCGGCCUGGGGCUCCAUGCAAGAUCUCACCUCGUGGAGUUGCAAUGAUCAUGACAACGGUGAGGAAUCAGCCCAGAACUACACGGGAGGAUCUUGUCAAUGAUCUCAAGGCAGCUGGGACCAUAGUCACCAAGAAAACAAUUGGUAACACACUACGCCGUGAAGGACUGAAAUCCUGCAGCACCCACAAGGUCCCCCUGCUCAAGAAAGCACAUAUACAGGGCCGUCUGAAGUUUGCCAAUGAACAUCUGAAUGAUUCAGAGGAGAAAUGGGUGAAAGUGUUGUGGUCAGAUGAGACCAAAAUCGAGCUCUUUGCCAUCAACUCAACUCGCCAUGUUUGGAGGAGGAGGAAUGCUGUCAAUGACCCCAAGAAUACCAUCCCCACCAUCAAACAUGGAGGUGGAAACAUUAUGCUUUGGGGGUGUUUUUUCUGCUAAGGGGACAGGACAACUUCACCGCAUCAAAGGGACGAUGGACGGGGCCAUGUACCGUCAAAUCUUGGGUGAGAACCUCCUUCCCUCAGCCAGGGCAUUGAAAAUGGGUCGUGGAUGGGUAUUCCAGCAUGACAAUGACCCAAAACACACGGCCAAGGCAACAAAGGAGUCACUCAAGAAGAAGCACAUUAAGGUCCUGGAGUGGCCUAGCCAGUCUCCAGACCUUAAUCCCAUAGAAAAUCUGUGGAGGGAGCUGAAGGUUAGAGUUGCCAAACGUCAGCCUCGAAACCUUAAUGACUUGGAGAAGAUCUGCAAAGAAGAGUGUAACAAAAUCCCUCCUGAGAUGUGUGCAAACCUGGUGGCCAACUACAAGAAACGUCUGACCUCUGUGAUUGCCAACAAGGGUUUUGCCACCAAGUACUGAGUCAUGUUUUGCAGAGGGGUCAAAUACUUAUUUCCCUCAUUAAAAUGCAAAUCAAUUUCUAACAUUUUUGACAUGCGUUUUUCUGGGUUAUUCUUUCUCUCACUGUUCAAAUAAACAUACCAUUAAUAUUAUAGACUGAUCAUGUCUUUGUCAGUGGGCAAACAUACAAAAUUAGCAGGGGAUCAAAUACUUUUUUCCCUCACUGUACAUACAGACAGACUAACUACAAGCACUAUAAACAUAAGGAUCUUUACUUUAUGGAGAGUUCAUCUACAAACAAAAACCUUGAUAAAGGACAAUGAGUUCAAAUUCUUCGACCCUAUUGGAUGGAUGUUGUUUACCUGUGUGUUUUAUGUCAACAUAAAACAUGGCCUUCUGAACCUUAGCUAAGAUGGAUGUCCUGCCGUUUACAAUGGACCUAAAUAGAAUUUCGAGGUUGUGUGUGGUGUGGAGUGUGUCAGUGUGGAGCGAUGUGAAGAGGGGCUUAGCAAGAUCACUGUAGUAGUCGGUCAGAGUUGACAGACAGACGGACUGACGGACAGACAGACACAUACAGAUGUAGGAUCUUAAUAUUAUCCCUCUUUUGUUGCAGGAAAUGCAAACUUGUAGUGUAUUUGGGUUUUAAAAAUGCUUGUAAAGUUUGUCAUUCCACUUUGAAAUUUCAGACUUAAUUUUCCCCUAAUGAAAAAUGAAUGAACCCCUAUUAAUGAACCCCUACAUUAAUUAUAAUUCACAUUUCCAGUUGCUGCAGGAUUAUUUUCCUGCUGUAGCAAACUGGCUCAAAUUAAGAUCAUACAACUGUAGACCUGGGGACAAGUGUCAGUGAACUCAUGGACACACUUCAGGUUGUGAUAUCACUGAACUGAACACUAUCAUGUUGGAGAGCAAUCCAAUAUGUGGACUGAUGGUCAACAUUAGUAUUUAUUUCACAUCUGGGAGCAGCACUUGUGUGUCCAAGAUGAGUUUCCCCUUGUGGAAACACGUGUGUUGUGUUUCCUAAAUGUAACAGUAUACAGGUGAAAGUACAUGGAACCUGAUACACUGAGGCCCCCCCCCUCACUUUUGAAAGAAAAUUGCACCACAACAAACCUGCCAAGAGAGGACCGCCCACCAAAACUCACGGACCAGGCAAGGAGGGCAUUAAUCAGAGAGGCAACAAAGAGACCAAAGAUAACCCUGAAGGAGCUGCAAAGCUCCACAGCGGAGAUUGGAGUAUCUGUCCAUAGGUCCUCUUUAAGCCGUAAACUCCACAGAGCUGGGCUUUACGGAAGAGUGGCCAGAAAAAAAGCCAUUGCUUAAAGAAAAAAAUAAGCAAACACGUUUGGUGUUCGCCAAAAAGCAUGUGGGAGACUCCCCAAACAUAUGGAAGAGGGUACUCUGGUCAAAUGAGACUAAAAUUUAGCUUUUUGGCCAUCAAGAAAAACGCUAUGUCUCGCCAAACCCAACAGCUCUCAUCACAUCACGCCGAGAACACCAUCCCCACAGUGAAGCAUGGUGGUGGCAGCAUCAUGCUGUGGGGAUGUUUUUCAUCGGCAGGGAAACUGGUCAGAAUUGAAGGAAUUAUGGAUGGCGCUAAAUACAGGGAAAUUCUUGAGGGAAAUUCUUUGAAGGUGGCUCUUCAAAGUAUUGACUUUGCACGCUCAAGUUUUCUGUUUUUCUUGUCUUAUUUCUUGUUUGUUUCACAAAAUAUAUAUAUAUAUUGCAUCUUCAAAGUGGUAGGCAUGUUGUGUAAAUCAAAUGAUACAAACCCCCCAAAAAUCAAUUUUAAAUCAAGGUAGUAAGGCAACAAAAUAGGAAAAAUGCCAAGGGGGUGAAUACUCUCGCAAGCCACUGUAGGUUGGGUUGUUUGUUGCUUGAUAGACAUCUGACAGAUUGUUGUCCCACACCAUCCCUGUGCUCUGCUGUAGAGGGUCAGAGACUCAUCCUCUCACCCUCAGCUUAGUCUGAUGUUCUUAUCCUGGGUAUCCUGAUCCCUACUCAGAGCAUCUCUCACUUCCUCUUUCGCUAAUGAAUCUUUCAAAUACAUUCAGCGUUUGCUUUAGCCUGCCUGGAGAGCCAGGUGGUUGCCUCUACACCUGUGAAAUCGUGAUUUGUUCAAAUAACCAGUGAUGGAAAAACCCAAGCACCGGAACUAUUGCUGCUUGUUAGCUAUCGGUGCCCAUAGUAUAAAGACAGUUAUAAACUGGGUGGUUCAAGCCCUGAAUGCUGAUUGGCUGUAUGCCACGGGUAUGACAAAACAUUUACUUUUACUGCUCUAAUUACAUUGGUACUGUAGAUUUAAGCAAUAAGCCACCUCGGGGGUUUGUGGUAUAUAGCCAAUAUACAAAGGCUAAGGGCUGUGUCCAGGCUCUCCGCAUUGCGUCGUGCGAAAGAACAGCCCUUAGCCGUGGUAUAUUGGCCAUAUACCACACCCCAUCCGUCCUUAUUGCUUAAAUCUACAGUACCAAUAUGUUUACAUAGUCUGUCCACGAGAGAUGAAGAUGUAUGUAAUAGGUGCACCUGCUGUUGUGCACCCUAUGAGGGAGGUGUGUGUGUGUGUGUGUUUGCGUGUGUUUGUUUGUGUGUUAGCCCACUGUGUCAGAGGGAAGGGGUUAUAGGUAGUGCAACUGUAAUCUGAUUAGCUAGACACUUAGUAUCAGACUGUCUGAGAGAGUCAGAGUCACUCUGUACAAAAACAAUACACACACACACAUACUAGGACUAGCUACCUGAUUGGUCCUAUUUCCUUUAGCGGUCUAACACAUUGUUCCUCAGCUGACUCUCAUCCUGCCCCCACUUCCCUCAACUGUCUCCAGGGAUCCAUAGCCUGUCUAUAUUUUACUUAUUUUUUAAAAACAGUUAGUCAUUUAGCAGACGCUCUUCUCCAGAGCGACUUACAGUUAGUGCAUUCAUCUUUAGAUAGCUAGGUGAGACAACCACAUAUCUCAGUCGUAGUAAGUACAUUUCCUCAAUAAAGAAUAUAAAACAUAACAAAUAACACAACAGAAACAAAAGGCCCAGGACGUGGGGCAGCCCAGGAGGCAGGCGUCCAUCUUGUCUCCCAUAACUUCCAACGUAUCAGACUCCAUUACCCCAUGCUCCUGGAAACAACCAUACUUCUGGACUGCAAUCCCUCCUGUGGGCGGCUUCCAAGUUACACCCAGAAACAUUUGAACAACAGUGUUCAGGAUUUGGCAAACAAAUAAACAAUACACAUUGACUUGAGCCUCAAUAUCUUUCUUAUGUUGAUAUGACAAACAAUAUACAAUUGUCUUGAGUCUCCAUAUCUCGCUCAGCAAAACAGAUGCAUCUUUGUAAUGUAAAUGCAGUAUAUUAUUUUUAUCAUGUCGUACGUCCUCAUCUGUACAAUCUCCUCUCUUUUUUCUCUAAUUAGCGAUCCGUUUUGGUCGGAUGCCCCAGUCUGAGAAGCUAAAGCUGAAGGCAGAGAUCCUGACGGGUGACAUGGAGGUGGAGGACCCCCAGCAGGCCGACCAGAAGACUUUGGCCAGGCACAUCUACGAGGCCUACCUCAAGAACUUCAACAUGAACAAGGCCAAAGCACGGACCAUCCUCACCGGCAAGACCAGCACUCCAGUAAGAGCAGUGUGUAUAAGUGUGUGUGUGUGGUGGUGGUGGUGGGGGGGUGCAUGUGCAUUCAUGCAUGUUGGAUCAAAAAUGAAACUAACUCUCCAAAGGGAAUCAUUCAAAUAUUUGUUGCAACCCUGAUGGUACUACAUGUGUCUUCUAUGCAAUCAGAUGGGUCCAAUAUUAUAUUUUGAAUGAUUCCCUUUGGAGUGCGUUGGCUGCAUUUUGAUCCGGUUAAAUGGGAUGAAAUGUGCAAACAAACAGUCCUUUUGUGUCAACAUAACCUAUUGGCAACCACUACCCACUAGGAGCCAAAGAACCAUGCAACGACAGAAAUAACUUUCUCAAUCAAUGGCAUUUAGAAGCCAACAUGUCUGGACAAGGACACAUCUGUCUGAAUACAUGAAGAGCAUCUCUGUAUGAUCCUGACUCAUAACGGACCAUUAUUAACAGUGUUUGAAGACCACUGCACCACUCCCUCCCUGCCUCCCUCCCUCUCUCUUUCUUUCUUUAAAGAUGGUCCCCUUAGAUCUGUGGUCUCCAUUCAUUCUUUCAUCACAUAGGAUAAUAAAUGGGUGGGGUAAGGGUGAGGUUUCUGGUGAAUUGGUGAAAUCCAUCUUCAGUGGGCAUAGGUGUGGCAGAGGUCAGAAAGGAGAGGUCAGAAAGGAGGAUCACAGUGUUGUAAUCCGUGAGCAGAAGCGGUGGAUCAACUACACAGUAACGCUAUGGAUAGACAUUCCGCUCAGCUUUAGCAUAGCCUUUAGCAAUGCCUUGUAGUGUCUUCUGCACAGAUUGACCUCGUUUUCUGUUGUUGAUUAAGCUGCUCUUACCCAGCUGCCACCUUCAGCAAUAAUAUUCUGGCCUGCAUUGCUAGUCAGAUGUUGGGAGCGUAUCAUAUUGUGUUGAGUAAGCUGUGUGUAGCACACAGCUUUAGUUAGGAGCAAGUGCUGGAUUGGCUCCUGUGGGAACUUUCAAUACUGCAGCUCUGGUAGUGAACUUACAGCCCCACCAACACGGUGACCCAGAUAUGUGUUGUUUAGCAGCCUUCCACUCUAAAAACCAAUGUGUUGAAAACAACUCAUGAGAGUUAGUGAUAACAGUUGAGUUUAAGUUCACAGUCCUGUAUUUUCUAUUGGAAAUAUGUGGAGCUGGUGUCCUUGCAGUGCUUGCUUGAAGAAGCGCAGGCAGCAGUGUUUUUGUAAGAUGUGGCUCAGUAUCUAAGGGUACACACCUGAUAAGAUUAGAUUGGCCUGUUGUUUGUUUUGCUACAAUGUAGGACAUCACAGCUAAUCUAGACCCUGUUUGCCCUGUCCCCUGUUGUCAGAUUUCUGACAACAACAGACAUUUUUCAGGAUAAAUAAGUUACUGUAACCUUCACAGCUACAUAACGGCAAUAAAAUACAUUUUAGGUUUUGAAACUGACACAGGAACAGAGGUGUUCUAUAAUUUACUCUAGAGUCAAGGACAGGACUUGGAUUAUGUUACAAUGAGGAUUUACAACUACAUGCAGUAAAGGCUAUCUUUUCUUUCUGUCAAUAAAUGUUAUAUAGGCUGUCUAUCCCUACAUGUAGGCAGGACUGUGUGUGUAACAUAUGGUUCCUCACUCUAGUAGUAGUAAUAUUUCAAAUACCUAUCUUUUCCACAGGGUCUAGGUAGGGGCUAGGGUUCGGUUUGAAAUAGGACAAUUCCUAUCUACCGGCCUUCCUACAUACAGGGCUGUCAUUACACAUGGCUACAGACUAUGUCUCCUCACCGCCCUGUCUCCCUCCAUGCCCCUGCAGCCCUUCGUCAUCCAUGAUAUGGAGACCCUCCAGCUGGCAGAGCAGACCCUGGUGGCUAAGAUGGUGGGCACGGCCGGGGGCCAUCUGCUGGAGAAGGAGGCUGAGGUCCGCAUCUUCCACUGUUGCCAGUGCACCUCCGUGGAGACGGUCACAGAGCUAACCGAGUUCGCCAAGUCUGUCCCCGGCUUCUCCAGCCUGGACCUGAACGACCAGGUGACUCUGCUGAAGUACGGCGUGUACGAGGCGCUGUUCGCCCUGCUGGCUUCCUGUAUGAACAAGGACGGCCUCCUGGUGGCCUACGGAUCAGGCUUCAUCACCAGGGAGUUCCUCAAAAGUCUGAGGAGACCCUUCAGUGACAUGAUGGAGCCCAAGUUUCAGUUCGCCAUGAAGUUCAACGGGCUGGAGCUGGAUGACAGUGACCUGGCCCUGUUUGUGGCCGCCAUCAUCUGCUGUGGAGGUGAGAGGGAGAGCGGGAGAAGCUUGGAUCUGGGGUUAAUGAUCACUAAUUGGUACACUAAUUGGUUUUAGUGUUAAUUACUAUGCAUCUUCUUGAUGGAUUUGCUAGUCCCCUCAAUGCCAAUCAUAAUGUCUGUUCUUGGGUUGACAUAAUCCACCUUCUUUCUCUAACUCUCCUCUCCUCUUUUCUCUCCCUCAGACCGCCCUGGCCUGGUGAACGUGGCCCACAUCGAGUGCAUGCAGGAGAACAUUGUUCAGGUGCUGCGGCUCCACCUGCUGGCCAACCACCCGGACGACACCUUCCUCUUCCCCAAUCUGCUGCAGAAACUGGCCGACCUCCGUCAGCUGGUCACCGAGCACGCGCAGUUGGUCCAGGAGAUCAAGAAGACAGAGGACACGUCGCUCCACCCCCUGCUGCAAGAGAUCUACAGGGACAUGUACUGAGAUAUUGAGCCGAGGGAGGAGGGCUAGGGGCUGGGAACACACACCUCACCCUCCAUUUUGGGGAUGUACUGAGCCUAGAAAGGAGGUUGUCCGCCAUUUUGGGGACACAGGCGUGAACAGUCUAUCUGAACAGUCCCACGGUGAUAGGGUUGAACCACUGAACCCCCAGAUGCAGGGUUGCUCGUCUUUCUCAGGAGAGAGAGUAUUGGUGUUUAUGAGGCCCAGACAUCACAGGACAAGACAGAACUACAGGACUAUACUGUGGGCACCUGCAGUGGGGUCCACUACUCCUACAGGGACCUAUAGGGCCGUAUUACAUGUGUGGAGGGGCAAUGUGGAGCUGAAUUUAGUCUCCUGUCCUAUCCUAGUGUUUGUCCUAAUGCAGCUCCCAGCUAGAGAACAUGUAUCGGGCUGGGUAUAGACACCUUCAGGCCAACGUCAGAAGAAGUACACGGAUCAAAUAAUAAAUUGCUGGUUUGGGUAACUAAGAUUCAGUCAGACUAUAACCACUAGAAUCCCUGCUUAGGUACACACUUAAAGGGGCCUGCACUGAGCCAUACUCAGGCCAUAGAGUGAAGAACAGCAGGACUUACUCUUCAGAAUCACCACUCCAGCAGUAUGUUUUUAACUAUGCCAUUUUGUACCGAACGUGAGAGUGAGAGGAAAGAAUAAUAAUGAUGCACACCUACUUUGCAGUAAAGACACCCAAGUGACUUCAAUGCCGACUACAGAUUUUAGAUGUGAGUGACUGUGUCUCACGGUAAGGCAGCUUUUUCAGCGAUUGGCUGUGCUCCCCUAGUGAGGUACAGAUGCAGGAUCUUAAUUUGA
This is a messenger RNA of Coregonus sp. 'balchen', 17881 nucleotides long. Lineage: Eukaryota; Metazoa; Chordata; Actinopteri; Salmoniformes; Salmonidae. The record is from the annotation of a GenBank genome assembly.